Molecule: messenger RNA, 873 nt
Organism: Schistocerca serialis cubense
Lineage: Eukaryota; Metazoa; Arthropoda; Insecta; Orthoptera; Acrididae
Exons: 2
Coding region: 121-492 (123 amino acids)
Source: RefSeq, a predicted model, not a curated record
GCCGCUGGUAGGGAACAAAGGCUGUCCAUGCGGAGCCGAAGCAGUGUGUCGCCUCAGUGGCUUCGCGCCGGGUGGAUGUAUAUUGUAUCGUGGUAACAGCAGAGCUUAACAGCGUAGACUAUGGAUAGGGUUCCACUCAGCAGAGAGACUGUGGAGGCGAUAAAGACAAAGCGGCAGCUGGAGAGGGCGUGGGAGGAGUACGGAGACCCGGAGGACAAGCGAGCGUUGAACAGGCAGAAGAGGCUGGUGAGUCGGCUGGUGGCCGAGGACCGCGGGGCGCACGUGCAGGCGCUCGAGGAUGAGCGGCGCGAAGCGGCCGCCAGGAGGGCCAAAGCCGACGGGAUCCGCAAGAUGGUGGCCCGCACCGACGACGACACGCUGUGCGAGCUCGCCGAUACCAUGUACGGCGUCGUCCAGAUGAUGAAGUCCCUCGCCGUCGGCAGCAAGAGGCAGCUCGGCCGAGGUGGAGGCGUCCGGGCCAUACAGUGGUGACAGACAGUCCCUGUCUGGUCUUUGGCAGAACAAGCUCCAUUUUUGCAUUUUUUUUUUGAGUGGGGGUGGGGAGUUGAAUUCGUGUUACAGUUUAAUAGGCUACUUAGUCCAGUUGAUAAGUGCUGCAAUGGAACAUCUUCAUUAGCUCGGUGAAUACUGUAUUUAGACUUGACUGGGGUCAACAUACCAUUCCAUUUACUUGAUCUUAAGUGUACUGCAUGUAACUCGUAUCAGUUUCAGAAUAAACCAAAGGGCUUUGCACAUAGUCUGGCGCAUAUUAUAAUUUUUGUACUAAACGCUGAUGCUCUGACUGGACAAGAAAUUAGUUUUCUUGCGGCUUGCACCGUACGACCAGUAAAUGUACUUUUAUUUCUUCUCGUG